CAUAAAUUUUGAAACAGAUAGAUGAUGUUCUUGAACCAUGUGUUCCGUUGUCCCAGGCAGUCAUCAAACAAUGUUGGAAGAGCAUUCCUGUUUAGUGGUCUACGGAACACAAUGGUGUCGCUUCAGUUUCUCCGGUAAUGCUCAAAAUUUAGUAUCGUCAAAUUUAGUGGCGUGCCUGUAUUUCAGUGGAGUCCAUGUGGCCCAACUCUUCUUGCUGGUAUCGAUAUUUUAUUUGGAAGUCAACUUCUUCGCUCCUCAACAAAUUUCGAGUUUGCUUGGUCUGCACAACCGCCCUCCAUGCAAAAGAAGAAGUCCAUGGUUUCCCUUUAUUCACUGAUGACUUCUUUCCUGAUCCCCUUUCCUUCUGCUGCUCUUCGUUCGCAAGAUUUCAUGGCGAAGAUGCUGCUCUUCAUCUGUCUGUUUUCUCUUCAACUGACCAUACUCCAUGGCCUCGAUAGUCCAUCAGAUUACGGGCACUCCCUCCCGGAUCUUGUCCAGGGGAAAAUCCUCCAUUGCUCCUCUCUGUCUUCUGAUGACAAGCUUCUCUGUCAAAUUGAAGCUGCCCUGGAUGCUCAAGGCUACCUCGAAGCUCCAGGGAAGAACGCCACUCAGCAUUCAAAGACUCCACCUGCAACUAUGUCAUGCAAAUUCAGAGAAGACAACGUAUACAGCCUUUAUCCUUAUGCCAUGGAUCCAUCGCCCCUGUUGGAAAGCGUACUGGAGAGAUACUUCGCCAUGCACAUCCGCUGUAAAGAUAUCGAAUUUGCGAACCUCAGCGAUGUCUAUGCGUCUUCUUCAAGAAGACCAAAUUGCAGAUACUUGAUAUGGAGGCCUUCUGGAGAUGGCUUGGGCAAUCGGCUUCUGUCAUUGGUUUCAUCCUUCCUUUAUGCGAUUAUGUCUGCUAGAGUUCUACUGAUUGAUUAUCCACCGUGGCAUGACCUCUUCUGUGAACCGUUCUUGGGCUCAACCAUCCAACUCCCUGCACCAAACAAGCUGAACUACUGGGUUGGUCACUGGUACACAGAAUUUCGUGACGCCCGGUGCGGAGCACACAUAACUAGCUCCAAUGCUGCCGUCUGCAAUGAUACCACAGUGAACUUAUCUCUAGAUCAUGACACUCCUAUCCGUGAAUACGAGUCUGUUGCGUGCCCAAUGGGCUUCGCAAGGCUCAGAAAUGUUCCAUUUGUUUAUAUCAGGGAGUGUAACCAAUACAUGAUCCCAGGUUUCUAUAUCAAUCCCCUGCUCUCUCCCCUGCUUGAUGUGUUGUUCCCACAGAGGAACGCAUUUCAUCUCUUAGCUAGAUUUCUCUUAUUUCCAAAUGAUGCUGUGUGGAAUUCUAUCAAAUCCAACUUGGACUUUGAUGCAAGCAGGAGAAUUGGGGUCCAAAUAAGAGAAUUCAAGAAAGGGAAGUACACAUCAGCAUAUGAUGCCAACAUCGUCAGAUGCAUCAAGAAGAAAGGUGGAUUCUUCCCACGGAGAUACAGAAAGAGAAUUCAAAGGGCUGAAUACUUCUCUAUUUAUGUGGCAACAUUGGUGAAGCACCAUGUAGAGGAGAUGAACAAGGCAAUGCGGGUUGUUGAGGAACAGAGUGGAAAGAAGUUGACAGUAAAGUGGCAGGUCGUGGAUGGGAAAGAGAUGCAUGACUCGCAGCAUCAGAAGGAGGCAUUGAUAGAUAUGUGGGUGCUGAGCAUGAGCCAUGUCUUGAUCACAAGUGCUGAAUCCACCUUUGGCUAUGUUGCAACUGGUUUGAGUGGUGUAGUGCCAUUUUUCCUUGAUAAGGAAGACGGUGGGAGUUGCACAAUGGGAAAUGGUCUGGAGCCUUGUUUCCAUGCAGCACCAAGGAAUCUACUGUGCAUCCAGGAAGAACCUCUGGCUUACAGCUUGCUUGACAUGGCUCUUAAUUCUUCUAAGGUGAAAAACUGCAUUGAUCGUCCUCGAUUAGGCUGGACUGCAGUGUCCCCAAUGUGAUGCCAUCAAUGCAAAGGGGUGCCUUUGACAUGACGCGUUAAGUUUGCAUUAGCAAGAUGAAAGCAGAAAUGUUUAUGCUUUAUAAUACCUCAUAACAAGUUAGUCUCGAUUCUUCAUUUAUUUCAUCUAAUUUUUGUUUCUAUCUCCUUGGUGUGUUUGUUCAAUUCCGUUAUGACAUUAUCAACCAUUUAAAGACAAUCUUUCGCUUCCUGCUAUGUUCCUCUACUGAGUUUCAUGUGUCCUGCUCAACAGUAAACUCCAUGUAAUUAUGAAAAUGUACCAUAAGUUCUCAC
Molecule: messenger RNA, 2261 nt
Organism: Nymphaea colorata (pocket water lily)
Lineage: Eukaryota; Viridiplantae; Streptophyta; Magnoliopsida; Nymphaeales; Nymphaeaceae
Product: putative fucosyltransferase 10
Exons: 1
Coding region: 298-1968 (556 amino acids)
Biological process (GO): xyloglucan biosynthetic process; cell wall biogenesis
Cellular component (GO): Golgi apparatus; membrane
Molecular function (GO): galactoside 2-alpha-L-fucosyltransferase activity
Source: RefSeq, a predicted model, not a curated record